UUCGAUAGUAUCUAUUAAUCUCUCUUUUUUUUCAGAAACUGCAAACAAUAGCAGAAGACUUUUGUGGAUUGGAUGUGAACACGCCUUUGGGAGGGGAACAACCAGUAUCAGCAGUACCAGUACUACUUUUCAGCGUCCGUUUGACAGCUGUGGUAGCGACAUCUACUGGCGAUUUUACUGUGGUGUUUAUUGGUACUGCUACUGGUCAUUUGAAAAAGGUUGUGGUUGAAUCAUCAACAUCAGCUCUGGAGUAUGGAGACCUUGUGGUUGAAGAAGGAUCUUCUGUCAAUCCAGAUCUGCAUUUUGAUUCGCAGUUGAUGCAUCUCUAUGUCAUGACAGAGAGAAAGGUAUCAAAGGUGAAGGUUCAAGAAUGCACCGUGUACAGAAAUUGCUUGGAAUGCCUGGGAGUGAAAGAUCCGUACUGUGGAUGGUGCUCAUUAGAAAACAAAUGUAGUCUCAGGUCUGACUGCCAAGAUGCGGCAAAAGAUCCAUUGUACUGGAUCAGCUACAAGAGUGGACGGUGCACAACUAUUACAUCUGUGACUCCCCAUCAAUUGCAAAGGACCACUGCAAGAACGUUGGAUCUGGUGAUUGACAACCUACCAACAUUACCAGGAAGGUUUCUUUGUGCUUUCACUGCACUGGACAAGACCUUGAUCACAAACGCUACAAGGAAAGGAUCAGGAGUUAACUGUACCACACCAAGAACUGAUGCGUUGCCUUCUAUACCUGCUGGCCAACAUCAUUUUACUGCCAAACUGUCAGUGAGGAUGACAUCUGGACCAGACUUCGUAGCAACUAACUUCACAUUUUUCGAUUGCAACACCUACAGCUCCUGCACCCAAUGUGUGUCAUCCUCCUUUCCUUGUGACUGGUGUGUAGAUGGUCAUAGAUGCACACAUGACACUGCUGAGAACUGUAGGAAUGACAUUCUAGUGACGGGAGUCAGUAGAGCGGGUCCAAGCUAUAGAUCCGGCCCAGCGUUUUGCCCAACGAUCAACGCGACAGUGGGUAACUCCCCGGAAAUCCUCGUAGCCUCCGGGAUCAAGAAAGCGAUAAAAGUGAAAGUACACAUUAUCGGACAGUUCAUCGUUCAGACCAGAUUCGUGUGUCAAUUUAAUAUUGAAGGCAGAGUUACCAGUGUGAAUGCUCAACUUCUAGGUGAUACUAUUUAUUGUGAUGCUAUGGAGUUUUCUUAUACGUCAAGAGCCCCGAACAUUACAGCCACUUUUGCAGUCAUCUGGGGAGGUUCCAAGCCUUUGGAUAACCCACACAACAUUCACAUUGUGAUAUACCGAUGCAGAGAUAUGGCGGAUAACUGCGGCAUCUGUCUAGCCCUGGCUGAAAAAUAUGAUUGCGGUUGGUGCCAAAGUUCUGACAGAUGUGAAGUAAAAGAUCAAUGCGAAAAAGGGUCUGCCGUUUGGUUGAACAGAAGUCAAACCUGUCCAAAUCCAGAGAUAACUUCCUUCUCACCAGAACUUGGACCAUGGGAAGGUGGUACCAACAUUACCAUUCAAGGGAUCAACUUGGGAAAGAAUUUUCAAGACAUUUAUUCCGGAAUAAGCAUAGCUGGGAUCAACUGUCAGCCAUACGAACACUUGUAUAUCAAAACAAAACAGAUCGUUUGUCAGGUUGAUGGUCCUGGAACCAAGGAACUCCGCCAAGGUCCAGUAACAGUUAAGGUUGAAGAUUACCGCGGCGAAUCUAAAACUCACUACAAAUUCGUGAACCCAAACAUCACAGGAAUCUCACCGAGAUACGGUCCGAAAUCGGGUGGAACGAUGCUUCAGAUAACCGGGGAGUAUAUGAACGCUGGUAGCAACAUACAGGCGUUCUUAGGUGACCUACCGUGUCAAAUUCUGUCAACUGAAAUGCACCAAGCUUUGUGCAUCACCAGCGCUUCAGAAACGACGACAGAAAAGAAGCUUAGGAUGAAAUUCGACAAGGGAGAUCGCUACUUAGACGGCAUCAUGUUCAAAUACGUAGAAGAUCCGGUUAUUGAGUCAGCAGAAUCUGGAGUUCCAAGUCAAGUGAAGGUACCUAAGGGUAUACCUGCUGGAGGUAUCAAAAUUUCGGUCACUGGAAGGAAUCUCGCUUAUAUCCAGAAGCCACAAAUGUAUGUUUUCUACGAGCAAAAGAUGUUCAUAAGCGAGUGUAAUGUAUUGAGCAACACCAGCAUGGUAUGCCUGAGCCCAGUAAUAGAGAUCGAUGAAGACACAAGAUUAGAUGCCGAUAACCCCUUGAAACUUGAGUAUGGUUUCAAAAUGGAUAAUGUCACUGGAGUACAAAACCUUACUCUCAAUAAGGAUUUCCACCCGUUCUUGUUGUAUCCAAACCCAAUCUUCUUGCCAUUCGAGAAAGAAGUAAAGUACUACAAAUCAGACUAUCUGAAUAUCAAUGGCCAAAACAUCGACAGAGCUUGCCAAGAAUCUGACGUCGAAGUGCUUAUAGGCAAAAGCAACUGUAAUGUAACAUCUCUAUCUCGCCAACAACUAACUUGCAGACCUCCUGAAACUCAACCGCAACCACUGAAUGACCAAGGGCUACCAAACGGCGAGGCAUUGCCUGAGGUCAUAGUGAUUGUCGGUGGUUCACUGAGGUACAACAUCGGAGUACUAUCUUACUCCUCUCCUCAAGGGUUGAACGGACCAAUUACGAAACCUACACUUUACGGAAUCAUUUGCGUCAGUUUGGGGAUAUUCAUUGUGUUCAUACUCUUCCUCAUAGCUUAUAGAAGAAAGUCAACGGAAAGCAAUAGGGUUUUGAAGAACAUGCAAGAACAGAUGGACAUAUUGGAGCUCAGAGUAGCUGCGGAAUGCAAAGAGGCAUUUGCUGAGCUCCAGACAGAAAUGACUGAUCUCACGGGUGACCUCACGUCUGGAGGCAUACCCUUCCUAGACUAUAGAACCUACGCUAUGAAAAUACUCUUUCCGAAUGUUGAUGACCACAUAGUACUCCAAUGGGAAAGACCUGAGCUCCUUUGCAAAGAAAAAGGCUUGCGACUGUUCGGUCAACUGAUAAUGAACAAGACGUUCUUGCUUCUGUUCAUAAGGACUUUAGAAAGUAAUAGGUACUUCUCGAUGCGGGAUAGGGUGAAUGUAGCCAGCCUUAUCAUGGUGACUUUACAAAGCAAGAUGGAGUAUUGCACUGACAUGCUGAAAACCCUUUUGUCGGAACUGAUAGAAAAGUGCAUGGAAGGUAAAAGCCAUCCAAAGCUGUUGUUAAGAAGAACGGAAAGUGUCGCAGAGAAAAUGUUGAGUGCUUGGUUUACAUUCCUCCUGUACAAGUUCUUACGUGAAUCGGCAGGAGAGCCGCUAUUCAUGCUAUUUAGGGCUGUUAAACAGCAAGUUGAUAAAGGACCAGUUGAUGCUAUCACUUCGGAAGCUAGGUACUCCCUUAGUGAGGAGAAACUCAUCAGACAAUCAAUAGAUUUUAAGCCAAUGACUGUAUAUGUUUCAAUAUCCCAACAAACGUUAUUUGGAGGAGGUGAACAUAAUGCAGACAACAUUCCUGUGAAGGUGUUAGAUUGUGAUACCAUUAGUCAAGUAAAAGAGAAGUGUUUGGAUACAAUUUAUAGAGCAACUCCUUAUUCCCAGAGACCAAAAAAGGAAGAUUUAGAUUUAGAAUGGCGUACGGGAACGUCAGGGCGGCUGAUCCUGUACGACGAAGAUAGUACAACAAAAGUAGAAGGUGACUGGAAGAGGAGGAAUACGUUGCAACAUUAUAGAGUACCUGAUGGUGGCUACCUGAACCUAGUGUCCAAGCAGAACUCCAUGUACAACCUAAGCAUAUUCUCCGAGAAGAACGACAAAUCUCACAAAUACGAGACUCUAAACCUUAGCAAGUUCAGCUCGGUCAGCCCGCCAUUGAGUAGAGCGACUAGUCCCUUGAACCAUGAUCACGACCAGGGACUGAAAGUUUGGCAUUUAGUUAAACAUCACGACAACGAUAACCAAAAAGAGGGCGAGAGAGGCAACAAAAUGGUAUCUGAAAUCUAUCUGACCAGACUUUUGGCGACCAAGGGCACUUUACAAAAGUUUGUGGAUGAUCUCUUCGAAACCAUUUUCAGCACAACUCACAGGGGAUCCGCCCUGCCUCUUGCCAUAAAAUACAUGUUCGACUUUUUGGACGACCAAGCCCUUCAGCAUGGCAUCUCAGAUCCUGAAGUGGUACAUACUUGGAAAAGCAAUUCUCUUCCGCUUAGAUUUUGGGUGAAUCUGAUCAAAAACCCCAAUUUCGUGUUCGAUAUCCACAAGUCGAAUAUUGUGGACUCCUGCUUAUCUGUUGUUGCUCAAACUUUCAUGGAUUCUUGUUCUACUUCUGAUCACAGGCUAGGCAAGGAUUCUCCUAGCUCCAAACUCUUGUAUGCUAAGGAUAUUCCUUGUUACAAGGAGUGGGUAGAACGAUAUUAUUCAGAUAUUAAGAUGAUGCCAGCGAUCUCAGAUCAAGAUAUGAAUGCUAUGUUGGCUGAGGACUCUCGGCUCCACACGACCGAAUUUAACACGAACUGCGCUCUGCACGAACUCUACACGUACGCAAUGAAGUACAACGAGCAACUGACAGUUACCUUAGAGGAGGACGAAUUCUCGCAAAAACAACGAUUGGCCUACAAGUUGGAGCAGGUACACAACAUAAUGGCUGAUAGUGGCCAGCCGUGAUACUGGCCUGACCUGACGUGCCCACCCACUGCGACCGCGCCACCCCUAUCACCUUUGCAACCUUCGGCACCUCAGGAACUUGCCUGCUGAUAACACAUUCGAAGCCAAACAAUACAUAUCUCUGAUAAUCCAGUGCUACUAGAAGAUGUAUAGAUGAGUCGGGGGAAUAUUCCAGGAUCGAUUUCUGUAUCAUGCGCGAGAUAGUAUCAGUCUAAAUGCCAGACCGUACCGAGGUGUUACGAAAUUUUUAGUCUUCCUACUUUAUCGCGUAUCUUUGCUCUAAAGUUUUUCCAUCAAGGGGUCACAAAAAGCAGCGUACGCACCCUCCAAAAGCUCGAAGGCAACUGGCAAGUGUAUCAGCAGUGUUGCCAGAGCCAAAAUUGAAAAUUCCGCUACUGGUAUGGAUAAACUCCGCAACCACGGGGAUUAUCGUCGGGGGGGAGGGGGGGUUGGCGCACUAUCAUAAAACAGGGGGGCAUUUAUUAUACAGGUUGUGUCAAAAAAGGAAAACAAACACCAAACAGCGUCAUAAAAUAUAACAGAAAACUGUAAUAAAAAAAUGACUAUAAAAACCAAUACAAUAUUACAAAUAACUGUCAAACAACAGAUCAUUUACCACGCAGACUAAAGGCCAUUUCUGUUUUGCAUAAAAAAAUUGUGAAGUUUUUGAGUUACUUAAACUUAGUUACUGUCUGUAUCAGAUUCUUCUGGUUGCAUUUCCGGUCUCUCUAUACUAUAUAAAUAAUUUUUGUAUUUUUUUAAAUGUUUUUCACCAAACUCGAAGUCUAAGCAGCAACAUUUUUUUCUUUGUUCCAAUUUGAUAAGUAUCGCGAACAAAGUUGAAGGUAAAAUACGAUUCCUUUUCUUUGUUUUGAUUAUCUCCAUAUAUGAGAAUGUCCACUCGACAUCUGCAUUACCAUGUGGCAAAUGUUAAAAUUAUUAGACAUAUACGUACUUUGGAAAUACACUUCACAGGUUGUGUUCUUACCACCUACUACCAUCUAUACGCGUCUCCGUUGAAUAAGAAUUACCGACCGGUGGUUACCACGGUCGAUUGGAAAGAUUUAGAUUUGGUUACUAACUGCACUCAUUUUUUUUUCUGGUAAAAAUAUCCAUCAUGUGUACCUAAAUUGCAAAAUUCCCCUACUUUUAACAACAAAUCCAAUUCCGCCGCUACUCCACUACCACUAGCGGAAUUCCGCUACUUCUGGCAACACUGUGUAUCAGUCCAGUACGGCUGGAAAGCUGAAGGUUUCCCCCACCCUUCCCAUCUGGUCGCGUUGCGCUACGUUGCCAAAUUGCGUCACAAAUAAAUGAAGUUCAUUACUUUCCGGACAAUUUUGGAAAAAGAGGUGAACUGGAAGUGGUAGCGUUUGUAGUAUAGACACAAAGCUCAAAAGUGGACAGUUUAUGAGAUAUGGAGGUUCAGAAUUUAGGAAUACGGUUCUAGGGAUGUUGAGGAUGCAGACGCGGUUGCAGAUUUUUCAACAAAAAACUUCGUAUGGACGCACACAGGAUUCCCUCAGUGGCUUGCUAUAAAUUUUUAUGAUAUGCACCUCCUCUAUAUAAUUUAUCAACAGAACAAAAUUGAAGCGUAUCUUAACUCAUCAAAUAUAAAUCAAAUCUGACUUUGAAGAAUUAUCAUAUCACGCAGUGACCAAAAAAUCAAAUCAAACUUCAAUGCUGUUUAGCAUGCAGCCAACACUUCCUCAUAUCUGUUAGAGAAAAUAAUAAAAACACCUUCCAUGGUCUAGUUUUUUGAAGUUGAAUCUUUGUCCUAAAAAAAUACCGACUGUAUGCCCAUGCCAAAUUGUGAUCAAGAGAACCUAAACCAUAUUACAGAUUCAGUACUUUUUCGUAUGUUUUGUAUGAUAUCAUUUUGUUACCAGGAUAGGAGAAUUUACAUUUUUUUAAAAAUCGAUCCAUCGAGGACGCUGUACAAAAAACUGGUGGCAUUCUUUCUAUCAGUUGUAAUUUUUUUAUUGUUACCCCAAACAAAUACUAUUGUCUGUUUGGAUACUAUAUCGGAACAAUUUUUUACUGCGAAUUUUUCAUAUUUUUAAAUGCACAUUUUUUGUAAUUAUAUUGUUAUUAUACAAAAUUCUUGAGGAUCUGUUAUCAAUAUCUUAAAAUAAUGUGAAGGUCUGUAAUUUUAUUAUAUGAAGAAUCCUAAUCAAAAAUCGACUCAUCUCAAGUAUUGGAGAAUUUGAAGCAAAACUCAGUAAUUUUUGUGGCAUUUAGACUUGCGAUGACCAACACUUGAUGCAAAAAUUGAUCUUUGUUGGAAUGUCCCCGUCGGCAAAACUCUAUAUAUUACACAUUCGCAGGAUUAUGACUCUUUUCUCUGUGUGUUAUGAAUUGCUGUUGUGCAAAUAACCUAAUUGUUCAGUGUAUAUGCGGAGAUGGUGUUCACUCAAGUGACUUUAAAGUGCCUCUGGUAGAUUGAGUGACUUAUACGACACGCACAUUGGCGAUUUUAGUGACUUUCCACAUGAACAUUGGAAAAUGACCGGUUAAAAGUAAUUUCUGAAUACAUCAUGCAAGCGCCGUCACUGACUCGAAUUGAAAGAUCAGGUUUUGAUCACCUUCUGUAACAUUUGACGGCAUUUGCAUAACGAAUAUGUGCUCCUAAAUCUCCCACUGUCUCUCGUUCAUCGACGAAGACUAGUGAUUUGACACAUCUAUUUUGUGUUGCAUACUGGAUGACGCGAGGCAUCACCUUGAUAAAAUCAUAGUUCGUUUACGUGUACAAAGGGUACUAUAAAAGUUUGCGGUACACUCAUUUUUUUUCUGGUAAAAAUAUCCAUCAUGUGUACCUAAAUUGCAAAAUUCCGCUACUUUUAACAAAAAAUCCAAUUCCGCCGCUACGCCGCUACCACUUGAAAAUUCCGCUACUUCCGGCAACACUGUGAAAUCAGUCCAGUACGGCUGGAAAGCUGAAGGUUUCCCCCACCCUUCCCAACUGGUCGCGCUGCGCUUCGUUGCCAAGUUGCGUCACAAAUAAAUGAAGUUCAUUACUUUCCGGACAAUUUUGAAAAAAGAGGUGAACUGGAAUUGGUAGAGUUUGUCGAAUAGACACAAAGCUCAAUAGUGGACAGUUUAUGAGAUAUGGAGGUUCAGAAUGGUAUCACCUUGAUAAAAUCAUAGUUCGUUUACGUGUACAAGGUGUACAGUGUCCUCUAUCUGUUGGUAUGUCACUCUCCGGUCUUCGUCAAGCAUUUUCCUCACAGCAUUAAUGUUUUCCUCAGUUACUGACAUUCGCGGCCUUCUUUCACUGCCAGAGUGAAAUUGCCCUUUUGACAUUCUCUGUGCCACCUGAAUAUAGUCGUACGAUGAAUUCUGUAAUGGAUGCGUCAUUUCUUCUAAGCACUGGUCUAUGCUUAAACCACGCGUAAAGUUAUACCGUACAGCUGCCCUUAUCUCACUGGGUGACCACGAUGCCAUAGUCUGCACUCUAUACUGUCAAUAGGAAUGAACAACUAAAUCAACAGACGUGCUGCUGGCGGCUACUAUGCACUCUUGGACAUGUCUCCACAUGCAGCCUCCUGCGUCCGUUUGUUAAGUUAUAUUGCCAAACUUUUAUAGCACCCUUUUAUAUUUGUACCGAUUUAUAAGAACUACCACUUACUGAAUAGGUGGAUUUCUAACGCCCUCUGGAACAUUUGACCUUACAAGAAACGGACCCGUAAAAAAGGUCAUUUCAUUCAAUUUAUUUUUUACUUCAUCUCUCUUGGCAAUUCAUUUGAUAUCGAUGAAAUUAAUAUUUUCUUCGAGGUCAUGGUGUGAUGAAAUGCAUAUAUGUAUAAAAAAGAAAUGUGGUGGAUCGUCUUCAAAAUCGCCAUUGUGAAUGCCGUAUUGCUAUCUCCUUAAUUGAGUGUAUUAUAUUUUUAUGAUAACUUAGAAUUAUGCUUUGCUGUGCUGAAAUUCCAGCGUUAGUCCAUAUUGUCGAUAUUCAGUGAAAUAUCCAGUCUAAUAAUGCUUUUUUGAUAUUUGUAUAAUGAUCGUACCUUUAUACAGUUUAAUAUUUUUGUAUUUAGUUGAAUGCAAUCAUGAUGAUUGUCUUCCGCAAUGAAGGAAGCGCCAGGGUGUAGUAUUUAAUCGCGACCUUUCAAUCAAAUUGAUGUUUUACCUACAUAUUAUGCACAAGGUCGUAACACCAUCACUGUUGGUUACAGGGGCUACUCUACUACUACAACUAUCAAUUUUUACAACUACACUGAUUCUUGCAUACUGAAAGUUGAGCUCAAGAACGAUAAAUUGAUUACAGUCAUUGACGUCUUGUUCAAAUACACAAGGCAUUUCAAAUAUAAGGUAUUGGUAACUUGAGAAAUUUCUGGAAAACAACACUAGUGACUAGUACUAGAUAAACUUUUUGGCAAAUCUUCGAGGAGAAAACAGGUUGAACAGCAAUGCAAUCCGUCUAUUUUUCCCAGACUUUUCAAAAAGAAAACAGAAAAUAACUUCAAUUUUUACAGAUAUUCCCAUUAUUAUUUUCGUAUAGAAAAAUGAAGAACAACAUAACAGAAACUACGAAUGACCUUUUAGGCCAAGUAUUUCAAAGACGAAUUAAUUUUCUUCCUAUUUUAAUGUAACCUAUAGCAGAUUUAAAAAUUUCAGGCUCUUCAAUAGAUUUUGGGAUUGGGACUGUUCGUAUCUACUAUAAGACGUCAAUGAAUGUUUCAGUUAAAAAAUUUCACAAUGAAAUAUCAAGACCUAUCCUCAAAACAGCUUCCUCUAUUUAAAAGACAAUUUCUUCUAUAUUCUAUGUUGGAAUUUUUAUGUUUUUAUAUUUAUAUUUCAUUUGAAUGGCUCUAGAAACAUCAAAAUCCACUUUCUCACUACUCUAUCUCUUUUAUGAGCUCUACUUUUGAAAAGAAAAGCAAGCUGUGAAGCUCUUCAUAUCAAUAAUGGUGUGUCUUUUGUUGAUGGCAUUUGUGCAUCUCGCUAUUUUAUUUUAGUUGUCUUACAUUAUUUUUUGCUUAUUUCCGGUCUGGAUUCACAUAAGAUCUACCUAAGGUUAUAUUUUUGGCUACAAAAAAUGUUCACAGGAGUAGGUAGUGAAUAGGUACUAUUGGGAACAAUGUUCUGUAAAAGUAAAAAAAAUAUGACAAACAGUAAAGUGGAAAAUUUAUUUUUAUAUCUUAGGAAAUGUUUUCUUCAAAUAUUGUUUUAAGAAGUUAGUAUGGAAUAAUGCAGGGUAGUUUGGCAUGCUAAUUCAAUCCAAUUAAAAAAAUUAAAUUGUUAUAUUCUCCGAAAUUGAUAUUAGAUGAAAUUGCGAAAUUAAAAUUUAUUUCAAUAUAUAUAUUAUUUAUUCUACACUGAUUUGACAAUUGCUUUAUUCAGGUUUUCAUAUUUGUGAUCUGAUCUCUAAAAUUAUCGCUUUUACAUUCAUUUCAAAUUUAAGACUGAAUACCUACAAUAAUGCAUAUUAUCGAACUAAGUAUCAAAAAGAUAUAAAUGCCACUCCUUGCUAUAUUUUGAGAAUGAUGGUUGAACAAAAUCAGUACCAAACGAUGUAACGCUUCCCAGUUUUUUUUUGUAUGAAAAUUACUUCCCCAUGUAAUUUCAAUUCUAAAUUAUAGUUUGUGGCGAUGUCAAAGGUAGUUUUUGUGAAUAUCCCGACUGGAAAAGCAGUAUAGAAUAUUUUUGAUAUAUUUUCAUUUCCCCUGAAAUUGACAUUGUUUAAAUGUGGUUUGUGUACGUGUAAUAAGGCUGUGUACAUUUCUCUUGAUUGUAAGCAAAUCGGCAAUAAUUUGCCACAAAAUAGCUAUUUACGUCUAUACUGUACGCCAAACUUAAAAAACACGCUUUUUCGCACUUGGUUUUUUGAUAUAUCUAUACAAGGUGUGAUUAAAAGCUUUGGCUCCGAUCUGUUUUUGGACAAACUUUGUAUAGUUGAGAUGUCUUGAUUAAAAGAUGAAAAAAGUGUUUUUUCUUUUUGGCUGUAGUGUUAUCUAUUUUGUAUCCAUUGUGUUUUGCUGGUUUCAUGUGAUACAUCAAGUCAUUGUAAUAGGGACGUGGUUCUCUGUAAUAAAGAUUUUGCUUGAAAAUGUUGCUGAAAUUUUCUAUUUAUUUCUAUAAAUGUGAAUGAUUUUUAUAAAUGUAUUAAUGUAUGUAGUCUUGUUGACUUGAUAUAUCUCAUUAUUAUGAUUUUGUAAUUUUUCUUUAUGUGCAAUUUAAAAGUCAUGUUUUAGCUCGAUACUUUUCGCUGAAUGUUCCACUCUUUAUAUCUUAUUUUAAUAUACUUUUUUAACUAUUUAAAGAUUUAUAUUUGCUAUCCUAGUAUCGUAUACGUUAAAUGCAAAGUCUGAGUAAUGAAAAAGUUGCCAUAUCAGAUGUUUAUAUCUCUAGAGAUUAGAUGCUGAUUUCAUUAUACAUUCCUCUUUAGUGAUACAGGUGAAACAUUCAGUACUUUUAUUAUAAUUUAAUAAUCUGAUUUUAUAUUUACUAAAUCAAAACUAAUUUUAUUUCAAAGAUAAGGUGUUUAUAAAUGUAUGAAAUUUAUCACAAUUUCACUUUGUAUCUGUAAAUGUACCAAUGGACCAUUCUUGUUUCUCUCUGAGUAAUCACAGUCAUCUCCCAAUAUUCAAUAUAGUCCAGUGGAAUUAAAGUGGUAUUUUAGCCUUUUGGAUGCCAAUCAAGGUAUGUCUGACAAAAGGUGCAGUGGCAUUUCCAUCCUCAGUAUGUUCAAGCAAAUUCCACUGAACUAGAAACAUGUAAUGAGAGUAGCAAUACUUCUGUGAAAAAAAGCUGGAAGGAAAUGGAAAGCAGUGUCGUGGUAUUACCACUCGCUAUAAUCUUUUACACAAAGUUUUAGCCGCGUGUAGAUGUUUUUCAUCGAAUUGUUUUUAUAGUUGUAAUGGACCCAUUUAUAAAUGUGCUUUCUUUUUCUUUCACAUGGUAAUUCUUUGUAAUACGAGUUGUCACCGUCCUUUCAUCAAAUUUCGAUUUUUGAAGUAUAGCUCGCGAGGCCAGAUGUAAUUUAAAAAAGUCUAUUUUGUCUUUGAAUAGAUAAUUUUCUGAAUUCGUACAUAGCCUCCGACUAUUUGCUUUCUCUAACAGCUGCGCUUGAGAGCCAGCUGUGACCAUCAACCUAUUAAUAUAUUCUUUUUUUACGGAUUUAUCUUAUUUGUAAUUUUAGUUGUGUACAUAAAAUUUUAUGCCAAAAAAGCUUCUGGACAAUGCAUAGGAAGAUUUGUAAAUAAUAAAUGUACGUAUGUGUGGAUGUCAGAAUGACAGUCUAUGUUUGUAUGUGGUGUACGCAUGAUACAUAUUUAUAGUAAUGUGUACAUUUUGAUGCAUCUACAAUAUUGUGAAUGGUAAUGUACUACUAUAUGUUAUUAUAAAAGACUGAAUGGAGUUACUAAAAUACUUAAUAGAA
This is a messenger RNA of Acanthoscelides obtectus, 12039 nucleotides long. Lineage: Eukaryota; Metazoa; Arthropoda; Insecta; Coleoptera; Chrysomelidae. The record is from the annotation of a GenBank genome assembly.